ACCCUCCUCACACGGGAAGCCCACGGAGCCAACCAUGAACGCAUCGCUGGCACACUCCUCAGAGUGUGGUCCAAAGCAUGGGUAGUACGGGGGCCAAGAAUCGCAAGAAGCAACAUUGACUCCUGCGUGCACUGUCGAAAGACCAAGGCAAGGUUAUGCAGGUAACAGAUGAGCGAGCUCCCUAGUGAACGAUCUGAACCAGCCGCACCGUUUGAGCUAACAGCACUGGAUCUCUUUGGCCCCUACGUUGUCAGAGACACUGUAAAGAGAAGAACAAAGAUGAAAGUCUGGGGAGUAGUAUUCAGUUGUAUGGCUUCCAGGGCACUGCAUGCUGACAUCGUGGAAGACCUGUCAACCGAUGGCUUCCUAAAGGCGUACCAGCGCUUCACAGCUCUCAGGGGCCACCCAAGGAAACUUUGGUCGGAUCAAGGGACCAACUUCGUGGGCGCCAAACCAGCUUUAAAGGAGCUCUACGAAUUCCUGUACAACAUCGACAAGGAUCAAGUCCAGAAGAAAGCAACCGCCGCUGGGACCGACUGGUCGUGGGUGUUUCACCCAGCAGACUCUCCCCAUCGAAACGGAGCAGCUGAAGCAGCAGUCCAUAUGCUCAAGAGAGCGUUGAGCAACAUCGGGGUGGAAAGUCACCUGACAGCACUGGAGUUCCAGACUCUCCUCUACCUGGCAGCUAAUCUGUCAAACGAAAGACCAAUCGGCGCCAGAGUCCAGGUACAAGACGAGACUGUAGGAGUCAUCACUCCCAACUCACUUCUGCUUGGCCGUGCUGGGCCUAGUGGGGACUCUCAAGGGUUUGAAUACCUGACUUACCCCGUGGCACGCCUGAGAGCGGUCCAGAUCGAGGUCAACAAGUUCUGGAAGCGGUGGAGCCAGCUGGCGGGCCCGGGCCUCUUCGUUCGACAGAAGUGGCACGCACCCGCAAGGAACGUCACAGUGGGAGACUUAGUGUGGUUGGCUGACCAGAAUGCACUGAGAGGCCAGUUUAGGCUCGGUCGAGUUGUGGAGGCCCAUCCUGAUGCAAAAGGCAUAGUACGAGAUGUGAAGGUGAGGACGUGCCAAAGUUGUCCGGUUUCCAGUGGACAAGGUGGGAAAGGCAAAGAGAAGGAGAACCAUCCCUCCACCAUCCUUCACAGAGAUGUCAGAAGGCUGGUGGUUCUGUUGCCAGUGGAGGAACAGAAAUAGAUUCCCCACCACAUGAUGGUGUGUUUCGGAAAAAGGGAUCAAGACCCCCCCUCCACCAUCCUCCACGAGAGGUGGUGGUGUGUUUCGGAAAGAAAAAGGAUUAAGACCCCCCCUCCACCAUCCUCCACGAGAGGUGGUGGUGUGUUUCGGAAAGAAGAAGGAUCAAGACCCCCCCUCCACCAUCCUCCACGAGAGGCUGGUGGUGUGUUUCGGUAAAGGGCGCCACUGUGUCGUCAAGGACAAUGUGAAACCUUUAUUUGUCAUUUAUAUCUGUUAUUCAUAUCGCGUGUAAUACGUUCGUACCCAGCGAUGCAGCUUUAUGUACCCAUUUGAAAGGUAAAAAUUGUGUGUGUAAUACGUUCAUACCCCGCGAUGUAGCUUUAAGUACCCAUUUGAAAGGUAAAAUUGUGUGUAACGAGUUCGUACCCAGCGAUGUAGCCAUUUCGAAAGGCAAAGUUUGUGGUUGUUGUGGCCUACUUGGAUUUAGGAAUCAGUAGGCCAAGUGGGAGGUGUAGAACUUUCUAGCAGGCAAAGCUAUUUGUCUUUCAUUCUAUUUGUUCAUUGUUGUAACUGGCAUCAAAGCACCGUUGCCUUUAAAGUGCCUUUAAGGUGCAUCGUCAAAGCCAUGUUUUGUUAUAUAUUGCCUUCAUAUGCGCCUUUGUAAAUCUAUCUAUCAUUAGAACCUGUACGACUUGUCGGUUUUACAACCUAACUGACUGUCUAACUGACCGUCUAACUGACUUCAAACUAACUUCAACUUAACUUAACUGUUGCUUAACUGUGUAUGUGGAAUAAACCUUCAGAAAGACA
Messenger RNA from Solea solea (common sole), 2007 nucleotides. RefSeq lists its product as uncharacterized. The transcript has 2 exons. Gene Ontology annotation, biological process: DNA integration. NCBI's taxonomy places the organism in Eukaryota, Metazoa, Chordata, Actinopteri, Pleuronectiformes, Soleidae. Gene Ontology annotation, molecular function: nucleic acid binding. Bases 169 to 1197 code for a protein of 342 amino acids. The record is from RefSeq and is a predicted model, not a curated record.